This is a messenger RNA of Anarrhichthys ocellatus (wolf-eel), 2342 nucleotides long. Its product is annotated as Alstrom syndrome protein 1-like. The record is from RefSeq and is a predicted model, not a curated record. Lineage: Eukaryota; Metazoa; Chordata; Actinopteri; Perciformes; Anarhichadidae. The transcript is spliced from 3 exons. Gene Ontology annotation, cellular component: centrosome; cytosol; centriole. Bases 463 to 840 code for a protein of 125 amino acids. Gene Ontology annotation, molecular function: microtubule binding. Gene Ontology annotation, biological process: regulation of centriole replication.
CACACACAGGAGGAGAGAUCACAACACACACACAGGAGGAGAGAUCACAACACACACACACAGGAGGAGAGUCUUCUCUGCUUCGGUAGACAUCACUCCACUGUGUCUUCACAGAGACAACGUUAAUGCUCCGAUUAUCAAACAGAGAACCUUUAAAUAGAUAUAGAAGAAGAAACAGAACAUCUGUCGGUAUUAUUUAUUAAUCGUUUAGUCAAACACAAACCACUUGUUGCUGAGUCGGUCACUUCUUCAUAACUGAACUCAGAGCUUUCAUGUGAAACAACCUAAACUGUUCAUGUAGAAUAACAUCACUUAAGAUUGAGAAAAGAUCACGUUUUACUGCCUGUAAGAUGAACUGUUGGGAGUCCUGAUAGGAUUUAGAUUUUACAUUUUUAAAUCUCUUGUUAUUGAUUAACACAUUAACAUGAAUGUUCCUCUUCCCUCCUGCAGGAGGCUCUGGAGAUGCGUCGUCCAGAGUUCAUCUCUCAGUCCAGGCGGAGGGUGAAGCGCUUGGCUCUGCAGGUGGAGGAGAGGAAGCUACGGGAAGAGUUCAGCAGAGAGAGAGACGGACUCUUCAGCCGGCCCGGAGGACCAGGGAGGCUCCAGAAGCCUGCAGGCAGCGCUCUGCUCAGGAGGGCUGUUCCCAGGAGAGAGAUGAUCCAGAGAUCCAAACAGAUCUAUGAGAGUCUUCCGGAGGUGCAGCGGCGGAGAGAGGAGGAGAGAAGGAUAGCAGAGUAUCGAUCCUACCGGCUGAACGCUCAACUCUACAACAAGGUACGACACAAACCGCUGCUCUCGCUCACAAACACGGAGAACUGUUCAUCCACACGUUCUCCUUAAAGCUGCUUCCUGUUCUUCUGUGUUCCAGAGGAUCACCGACCGUGUGCUGAGCAGGAGAAGAGCAGCGUGGCACUGAAACGCUCUACUGCACAUUAAAUGAUGUGAAAACGUUUCUACACUUUUUAUAACAAAACUACCGAACUUAACUAAGAAACACUUUUUAUUUAUUUGCGACCAAUUAGUUUUAAUAGAACAUUAUGUAGAAAAGUAGAGUUUUACUCGUUGGAUAAAUAUUUUGACCUUUUUCUACUCAGUAAAAUGUGUUUUAAUGUAAAAAAUAAACCAGAUUCUUUUUAACAUUUAUCCUAAAUUCCACGUUGUGCAUGCAGACAGUGAAGGCUGACAGACACUCCGGCUUUAUGUCUUUAUUGAUCGGUUAUUGGUGCAGGAGCAGGAAGCCACACGAGGGGAACGCUGAGACAAGUUGCUGAAUCAGCACAUCAGACAACACAACGAGUACAUACAGACCUUUGUCCCUCUCAAGCUACAGUUAUGUAGAUGCCCAUUCAUUAAAACUUCAAGUUAAGACAAUACUGUGUAAAGAUAGUCUAAUAAAACAAUGAGCAUGGAUUAAUAAAGCAGCCGUGGCAAACGUGCUGAAGAGAAACAAAGAUUCUUUGGCAAAGAUGUAGUUUUGCUCUGAACGAGGUUUGAACUAAACAAAUGAGACGUAAGGCAGCCGAGCGUCUUCACCACGAGGCUCUCUGCAGCUUUAAGGCUCCGACAGCAGCAGGAGUCUCAGCACAGCACACACACACACACACACACUUCUGGCUCUUUGUGAUUCAGUAACGUCACCGAUACAACCAGCAUGUACAAGUACACCACAAGUGUAAUAAAUAGUAAAUCAUUUAAACCAUAUAAUGCUUCAUUUGAGUCUUUGGAUAACACAGUCGCUCCCUCCAGGUGAAUCACGUUCCUCUUGUUCUGUGCCGUCCAGAGCACAGCACUAAACCCUCCUCACAGUUUACCUGCAUGUUGACUUCAUCGAUAAAACCAUUCUGUCAUUAAAACAUCAGUGAAAUGAAGUUACUUAUCCGAGCAGAGCGAAUGUGCAGGAUCACCUUCUGUGGCUUCAUCGCUCAGGACUUGAAAUAUGUGCAAAAAAGUCUCUUUUUGAUCAAACCGCAGUAAAAUAUCCACGACUUUAAAAUGGACAAAUCAUUUCUACAUCACACGAUCCUUCUUUCCCUUUAGACAGUCAAGUUAUAAACACAGCAGUGACACACAACACACAGUCAUGAUCGCUCUGGUGCUGCGUCGCUCUAACAGCGUAACGUACGAACACAACGUGAAGGUUUCUCAGCGGGUCACAGAGCAGCUUCAUACGUAUUCUACUCAACAGCAAAACAAUGUGACUCUGGGCAGCAUGCAGCAGCUACAAGCGUCUCUACUUCUGUCUCCUGUCUUUAGUCGACAGUACUCAGGGCUGGAGCUGAGUCACGCACGUCUCAUACAAAUCACUUCAACUUCAGUCUGAUCGGAUCUGAAUGUUUCCAUCA